Messenger RNA from Folsomia candida, 1522 nucleotides. Its product is annotated as carbonic anhydrase 6. Gene Ontology annotation, cellular component: plasma membrane. The coding region runs from base 343 to 1239 and encodes 298 amino acids. The transcript is spliced from 2 exons. Gene Ontology annotation, molecular function: zinc ion binding; carbonate dehydratase activity. NCBI's taxonomy places the organism in Eukaryota, Metazoa, Arthropoda, Collembola, Entomobryomorpha, Isotomidae. The record is from RefSeq and is a predicted model, not a curated record.
UGUUGUCAACAUCAGCAACAAUAACAGCAUCCAAUCAAGUAAAGUUCUUAACAUAAAAGUUUUCAAAUUCAGUCACUACAUAUUGCAAAUGACCUCACGAUAAAAAAGUGUGACCAUAAAUAUAUUUAUGGUCACGGAUUUACCAGACCGGAAAAUCCAGCCAUCAACAAAAUGUGACUUGCUAUAAUUGUUUACGUACAAAAUUAUGCAAAUAUUAGAUAAUACGUAAAACGUAUCAAUUUUAAACGUCACGUAGAAAAUUUUAAGUGCAAAGAUAAGAAGAUAAAAUAUAAAGCCGGAGAAUAUGCAUCUUAUUCAUCUGAGAAACUACGGAGGAGCAACAUGUUAAAUCUUUAUAUCCUCUGCGUUACUGUUCUUUCGCAGUACCCGAACUUUUCACUGCAGUCGACUGCAGAAAACGCCACGUUUUGUUACGAUGACCCAAGCUGUGGCCCUAAGAGCGCAGAAUUUUGGCCAGGUAUUUGCCAAACUGGGACGAGACAAUCUCCAAUCAAUCUUCCGCACAAUAUUAACACCAUUCGCGAAUCAAGAUCUCACCCAAGGGCUCUGAACUUUCGUGGAUAUAAGGAAAAUGGUUUCUUCAUUCGAAACAAUGGGCAUAGCAUUCAAGUUUCAUUCAACAACAAUUUGACGUCUUCCUCUGAAAUGAGUGGAUAUGGAUUGGAUGGCGAAUACGUUUUUGCACAGGCACAUUUUCAUUGGGGAAAAGACAUUGAGAUUGGAGGUUCGGAACAUACCAUAAACGGAAGGCAUUUCCCAAUGGAAGUCCACCUGGUCCACUAUAACAAAAAAUAUCCAAGCUACAGCGUUGCUUCGGGCACCACCACUGAUGAUGCACGUGCGCUGGCAGUUUUGGCUGUAUUUUUAGAACCUGUUCUGCUUGGCCAAUCAUCUAAUUCUGCUUUCUCUUUAAUUGCAAAUCACUUGCCGGACAAGUAUCAAACGACGGGAGUUCCCGUAAAUCAUGAAAUUGACCUCGCGUUUUUCCUUCCUAAAGUAGACGACACGAUAUAUCGCUACUUGGGAUCCCUCACGACACCUUCAUGUACACAGUCAGUGGAAUGGACUGUAAUUCCAGAACCGAUUCCAGUACAUGCAUCCGACUAUUGGAAAUUUCAUUUAGUUCGGGAUGAAGAAAACCAACCUCUGAGUCAGAAUUAUAGACCUGUGCAGCCCUUGUAUGGGAGAAAUGUUGAAGUUUUUCAUAAAUCGUUGUAAAUAUGUUAAUGGCACAUAUUCAUUUCAAAGUAAUAGGUAAAAAACAUCCAGACAGGAAUUGACAGGAUUUGUGUUUGGAACUAUAUACAUACGCAAAAUGGGUAGUUCCUAAAUUAAGCAAAUUCAACCAUGGAAUACGAUACACUCUCCUAUACAACAUUCAACAUUUAGAAAAUAAAUCAUUAAAACUAAUUAUGUAUAUUAACCACUUCGCCCCUAUAACGACUAUGUGACGUAUUUGACCUUUACGCCGAAUACGACUAUGUGGCGUAAGUUCCCUUGG